CCAAAAGCCCAUUAUCUUAUAAUUAGGCUCCCUAUUUCAGGAAUAUGGAAGAUUUUUUAUCGUUUGGUUCUUUUGGCAUUGUUUGUGACUUCACUACCAUUGAUAAGUUCAUCAUUUGUUUCAAGAAACCCUAGUCUUGAUGAUUCAACCUCAAACAUGAAGAUUCUUCCACAACAACAACUCAAUGAAUUUGAUAAUUCCAUCAACAUGGAUCAACUUUUAACCCUCCUCUUCAACGACCUAACGAACGAUGGCCUUGUGAAGAAAUCGAAUCAACACAAAGUCAUUUUCCUUGGAGAUGAAGAACAAGGGUUUCAUCAAUUUCAGAGUCUCAUUGAUCAAUACAACAUGGAUUUUAUUCCACUGAAUGAUGUGGCGAAACAAAAUUCGAUUCUUGAUGACACGGUUGAUUUCGUCUUCACGUCCAACUUCCCCACUUCCUCACAAUUCAUUGAUAGAACCCUAAAAACAAAUGGCAUUGUAGCGGUGGUGAUUCUUAAUGCGGACGGGUUUCGUAAGCCGUCAAACUACAAGGUAGUGUACAUGAGAAGAUUCGAGAAAGUAGUUAUGGCAAUGAAGAAAAUAGAAAAAACAAUCAGAGUAGGUAGCCAGCGAAAGCUGUGUGGAUACGCAACUGAGGCAAAGAAAGCAGCACUUCAGAAACUCGAGGAUGUUCUCCUCGAGCCUCCACGUGCUGCCUCGGGAAAAUCAAGAGUGUAUUUGAAGCGUACAAAAUAUUUACCUGAUUUGAUGGGUGACACCCUGGAAAGCUAUCCUCGUCAUGUUUUCAUCGACGUAGGGUUGCCAAACAAGGAUAGAGGUAGUGGAACAAAUUGGUUUUUGAAGAAUUAUCCUACAAGGAACAAGAAUUUUGAGAUGUAUAAGAUAGAGACUGUGGCCGAGGGUUCGAGCGCGGCUCAAGUUGAAAUGUCAGAUUGGUUGACGAAAAAUGUAAAAGAUGAAGAGUAUGUGGUGAUGAAAGCUGAGGCUGAAGUUGUUGAGGAGAUGAUGAGGAGUAGGGCUAUUAUGUUGGUGGAUGAGCUUUUCUUGGAGUGCAAGCCACAUGGUUUGAAUUUGAAACAAGGGACUAGAGGUAGAAGGGCUUAUUGGGAAUGUUUGGCUUUGUAUGGAAAAUUGAGAGAUGAAGGAGUAGCAGUUCAUCAAUGGUGGGGUUAAUUAAUUAAUUGCUUUUUUGGAGAAGUCAUUAAUUUAUUAUUGCAUGAAAUUCUCGUCAAAUUGUACCUUAUCAUCACAACCUAUUAAAAAUGCUCAUUAGAGACCAUGCAUUUUUUAUAUAUAGACCUUGUGCUCAUACAUAUAUUAUUUUAUUCAGCACGAUUUAGUACAAGUGUUGAAUUGUAUUUGGUGUUUGAGAGAGGGUAAUCUGGAUAUGGAGACAAAGACUUGCCAAGUUUAAAGGCUUGAGAGAGUUAGAGAGAUGGGAGUGUGGAUCUAGAUGGCCAUAAUUGGAGCAAAAAAAAUUAAAGCCAAUGAUAUGAUCUAUAUUUCUUCUUGUUUUUUCAUUCUUUUAUUUUGCGGCUUUGUGUAUUAUUUCUACCUUUUCUAUUUUGAAAAGGGUUACACAAAACUUGAGCAUCUUCUUUUGUAUCCAAUGGAAUUUAUAGUAAGUUAUACAAAUACUGAAUAUAAUGUUUUAUUUUUAUGGCUU
Messenger RNA from Trifolium pratense (red clover), 1669 nucleotides. RefSeq lists its product as uncharacterized. NCBI's taxonomy places the organism in Eukaryota, Viridiplantae, Streptophyta, Magnoliopsida, Fabales, Fabaceae. The transcript has a single exon. The record is from RefSeq and is a predicted model, not a curated record. The coding region runs from base 157 to 1176 and encodes 339 amino acids.